Helianthus annuus (common sunflower) is the source of this 835-nucleotide messenger RNA. Its product is annotated as putative H/ACA ribonucleoprotein complex subunit 1-like protein 1. The record is from RefSeq and is a predicted model, not a curated record. Bases 76 to 675 code for a protein of 199 amino acids. The transcript has 4 exons. Gene Ontology annotation, molecular function: box H/ACA snoRNA binding. Gene Ontology annotation, cellular component: box H/ACA snoRNP complex. Gene Ontology annotation, biological process: snoRNA guided rRNA pseudouridine synthesis; ribosome biogenesis. NCBI's taxonomy places the organism in Eukaryota, Viridiplantae, Streptophyta, Magnoliopsida, Asterales, Asteraceae.
GAGGCAAAUGUGCAAAGGGCAAAAAAAGGUCACGCUUCUAAAACCUUCACAAAACCCUAGUUUCCUCCAACCAAAAUGCGACCACCAAGAGGCGGCGGAUUCGGUAGCAGAGGUCGCGGAGGCGGCGGUUUCAGGGGCGGCAGGGACGGCGGAGGCCGUGGCGGACGCGGCGGAGGUGGCCGCUUCGGCGGCGACCGGUUCAACGAAGGUCCACCGGAGCAAGUCGUAGAGGUUUCAUCUUUUGUUCAUGCGUGUGAGGGAGAUGCGGUUACGAAGCUCACUAAUGAGAAGAUACCGUACUUUAAUGCUCCGAUUUAUCUUCAGAAUAAGACUCAGAUUGGUAAAGUUGAUGAGAUAUUUGGUCCAAUUAAUGAAUCUUUCUUUUCGGUUAAAAUGUUGGAAGGGAUUAUAGCGGCUUCGUAUGCGGCUGGUGAUAAGUUUUAUAUUGAUCCGGCGAAGCUUUUGCCUCUGGCCCGGUUUCUUCCGCAGCCUAAGGGAGCAGCUGGUGGAAGAGGUGGCGGACGUGGGGGUGGAAGAGGAGGUGGUAGAGGUGGUGGGCGUGGUGGAGGUUCUUUCCGUGGUAGAGGUGCACCGAGAGGUGGCAGAGGUGGUGGUUUUCGUGGUGGUGGUGGUGGGCGUGGCGGUGGGUUUGGUAGGGGCCGAGGGAGAUCAUAGGACAAGGUGUUUUUUGUAUGGUUUAUCUAGUGAACUAAUCCUUUUGUAGGUUUGAUUCAUGUUUCACAUUUGGCUUAUGUUGUGACGUUUAAGUUUGUGUUUGGAUGACUUUAAUGAGAGAAUAUCGUCGUUGACAUGCUCUGUCAAACUUGUUAGAAAA